UCAGCCGAGUGAGCAACAUCCGAGAGACAGUAGACAGACCCAAGAGCGCAGCCACAAGAAGCCUGAAGAAGACAAGUUCCCCGAGUGUGUCUCUCUUUUCCGAGCUUCCGAGCAUCUCGCCAUUCGUUUCGUGUUCGCUCUUCGGUUUUUGUUGCCGCGAUCAGCCUGACGAGAGCGCCCGAUCGCGAUCGUUGACUCACAGUGCACGAUCGCGCACUGGUAGUAGAUCGCGCCUUGGUUGCACGCAGCACGCCCGUCACCCAAACUCGGCACACCGCUGACCAGAGUUCAUUCGCUACGGUUACUGAACGGACGCACCUCGGCCUCGGUCUCCGUCUCCGGGCGUUAUCGCGUGUUCACAGUUCGCCAUUCACACCAUUCACCGCACCUAUACUCAGUUCUAAGAUGGAGAUCCUCGACCCAACCGGUUACUACUAGCGAUGCGUGCGUGCCCGUGAACUCCGCUAAAGUGAUAAAGCGCCGUGACGAGUGAUAAACACAGCGCCACAACGAACUGUCGCCGAAAGUGAACGAUUAAGGUUUCUUCGAGUGUCUGCGAGUUGUCUUCGAGUUUUGUGUUACGCAUUCGCAUCAUCCCAUCGUCAAAAUGGCCUUCAAGCUAGAUCCCACUGGACACUACUAGGGAACGGAGCGGAGCCUCUAGCUGCCUUCGAUCUUCGAUUGCAACACCGCGUGCAGACGUGUCUAAUUUUGUUGGUCCCAAUCGUCGGGGUUCUCUAGGAAAGGAGGAAGGAAGUUCAAAGAAAAACUCUGCAAAGAUGGCACGCAAGCUGGAUCCGACCGGUCACUACUGACGGUGCUGACGACCCCUCGAUCUGCGGGAGCAACGAUCGCCUUCAGAAUCGUGUAGCACUCACACGAAUCUUCCCAGCUGGAACGCGAACGCGAAACUCUUCAACUACAACCGUCUACCGUCGCUCGCAUCGUUCUCCACCACUAGCACCACCUUCUUCAUCAUCAUCAUCAUCAUCAUCAUGGCGCUAGAAAUUUUGGAUCCCACUGGCUACUACUAGCGGUCUGGAAGGAAGGAAGGAAGGAAGGAAGGUAGAAAGGAAGUGAUCCCAGUUUGCGCCGCAAGUGUGAACAGCUGAUUCAUCGGAAGCCGGAAGCCGGAAGGUCCGCGACAAGACACCGCAAUGGAACGCAAACUCGAUCCCACCGGUAUGUACCGGCGUCCUGGUCAUUCCUCGGACUACCAGCGCUCCCAGUACCACCAUCAACAACAGUUCCAAAACCACCAACGAAUGCCGCAGCACCACCACCACCACCACCAGCAGCAGCAGCAGCAACAAGUGAAGUGCCAUUAUCUGGACCCGACCGGGCUCUACUGAGGGCGGGUUACCGCGGUUACACCUCGAACACAGCAGCGCAAUGUGAUACUUUCUACUGACCAGAAUCCAGAGAUACUACCCUACCUUCGCACCUUUCCCUCUUUCCCUGUCACCCUUUGGUUUGCAUCAUCUGUACCAUGGACCCCGAUUGCCACCAUGGCCACCAUACUGUCCUGCCUGGCGACUCUCUCUGUAUCCCGGUCUUUGGCUAACUUCCUUGGAGGCCUUGGUGGCGCUGCCAUCUGCCGGCAGGAUGGUCACCGAUGGACGGAGCGUCCCGAAUCGGGUAAGCAGAGUGUGGAAACGGGGCCGCGAGGAAACGUCCAGCGGACGGCGACGAAGAAAAUUCCCAGCACCCGUAACACGGCAGCAGCGCUGGCAUCGGUUAGGAGGAGCAGGAACCUUUAUGCGAUCUUCUUUUUUUUUUUUUUUUGCUUCGGUAGUGUUGUCGGUGGUCGUAAAUCAUCCUUUUCCUAAUCAUUAUCAUUAUUAUCAUUAUUAUUAUUUGCUUUUUUAACUUAAACUCUUCAACAAGUUCGCUCUACUCGAGUUUCUAGUGCCUUAAUUGUAUUUUAACAAUGUCGCGUUCUCUCACUGCGCACUAUCACUGCUACAACAAUUUACUAUGAAAUGUCAUGAUUACUAUGAUUUUUUUCGGUAAAGUUACUGUAACGGCUGCGCUAGUAUUUAAACGUGCCCGUGGGUACUUAGUAAGGUGUCAAUCUUCUCACUGCCCCACCAAACACCACCUCCACGCCCCCCAAAAACUAGCCACCCAGGCCGGAGCGAAUCGCAUUGAUCCUAUCAUCAAUUUUCACGGAAACUCUUUGGUCGCUCGCAGGCCUUUUAUUUAACUAUCUUUUAGCGGAACGGAACAUCCCCGGAUCAUGCUGUCUGUCCGGGGUUCGGUGGGAGAGGACGAGCUGAGGUUUUUUUUUUAUUAUUAUUAUCAUUUUCUUGUUUAAAGAUCUUUGAGUACGAAUAACAAUGAUCGGGCAAACGAUACUGCACUACUGCCUACCCAUUAUCACUGCCACCAGUGGUUGCAGCAAAAUCAGCCUCCAAACUGCCAAUAAUGUGUCCCUUUUCCAAAGCGAACCUCCUUUGCAAGCAACGAUCGCAUGGGGGGAGGGGGUGCGCCGGGUGAUGCGAUGCGUUCGAUGUUCUUUUGCGCGCCUCGCAAGCGUACACACCCGGCCAGCGAUGCUGUCGAGUUGUUUGCGCUUGGAAAAGGGACUUAACUUUUCACUUGUUUGUGAAGUUUAGUGUAGCGUUUUUCUUCCCGGCCGGCCGGGCCGCGGUUUUCGAUCUAAAAACAAAGCAAAAAAAAAGAAACUCAAGCAACUAAACAGACGUUCCGUUCCGAGGGGCACCUCUCGGGGUGCAUCUAGGGCAUCGGGGUUUAGGAACCCCUUUUUCGGUCAGGAUUUGGAUCAGCACACAAUCUCCGUCUCCGGUAGGGGCGGUCAAGGAAGGAAAACGAAACGAUGAUUAUUAUCAUUAAUAUUUUAUUAUAUAUUAUUAUAUUAUUAUGAGUACUUGUUGAACAUAUUAUUGAUGAAAAUCAUAUUAAAACAUCUAUUUAAAAAAAAACCCAA
Messenger RNA from Anopheles aquasalis, 2950 nucleotides. Its product is annotated as AT-rich binding protein-like. Lineage: Eukaryota; Metazoa; Arthropoda; Insecta; Diptera; Culicidae. The record is from RefSeq and is a predicted model, not a curated record.